Messenger RNA from Anneissia japonica, 5388 nucleotides. RefSeq names its product hamartin-like. The transcript has 18 exons. Gene Ontology annotation, biological process: negative regulation of TOR signaling; regulation of cell cycle; negative regulation of cell population proliferation. Gene Ontology annotation, cellular component: TSC1-TSC2 complex. Bases 34 to 4242 code for a protein of 1402 amino acids. The record is from RefSeq and is a predicted model, not a curated record. Lineage: Eukaryota; Metazoa; Echinodermata; Crinoidea; Comatulida; Comatulidae.
UGAGAAUAUGCUAGAAAGAAAGUGAAAAACAACAUGGCACAGUAUCAUUCAAGCUCUGAACAGGCUGAUUACUUUCAUCUGUUGGAAUCCGAGAGCAUUCUUGUUGUCAAAGACAUCAAAGAAGAGAUACAGAAUGUCCUCAAUUCUGGGUCGGAGCCAAAGUUUGUUAAUUCCCUUCUGGACUACUUCAUCCGGACCAAUUCAAGGGAAGCUUUAGAUCUGAUCUCAGGAGUUCGAGAGCCACAUGAUAAGCAUUUGUUGGAUCGUUUGAAUGAGUAUCUAAAACAGCCAUCAACAGUGCUUCAAAGUUUGACUGUGCUAGGGUGCCUUAUACAACGCCAACCCUCCUGGCUACACAAGAUUUUCAAGGCUCCGGUUUUCCAAUCAGUAAUUAAGCUACUUAAGGUUGACACCAGUGUACCUGUGUUAAUGUCCGGUGUUUUGAGCAUCACAACACUACUACCUAUCUACCCAUCAUUGGUCAGUCCAUACCUCAACGACAUUUUCCAGAUUUUCUCUCGAUUAGCAGCUUGGAAUAUUCGAAAACCAGGGAAUGUUCCAGAGAUAUACAUGCUGCAUUUGAAUGUUGCUGUAUAUGGCUUAUUCCAUCGUCUCUAUGGCAUGUAUCCAUGCAACUUUGUUGAUUUCCUCAAAGUCUCUUACAAGGAUAAAACAAAGGAGUUCAAUAAGGUGAUUCUGCCAUUGCUUCAAAGGAUGCGCAUUCACCCAAGGUUGAUCACAGAUACAUACAGCAAAGAAAUAGAUGCAUCAAGAUGGAGGAAGAUGGAAGCUCAUGAUGUGUUGAUGGAAUGUGCUAAGGUCUCACUUGACUACUCAUCAGAGCUUAGAGGUAGUGAAUCCCUCAUAAGUGUCUCAUCAGUGAGUGAGAAUCCCAAUAUGUCAUCUCGCCUUAAGCAGUACCUUGAGAAGAGUCAACGUCCCACCUCUUCUCCCAUCAUUUCUGCAGUGCCCACAAUAGAGAACACAGAUGAUCUCCCAGACUUGGACAUUUUUAUUCAGUCAGGAGCUGAAGAGAUUAGCAGGGACCCACAGACUGAGAAUCCAGAUCAGUCAUGGUUUAGUCCAUCUCAAUUGUGCCCUCUUUCAACACCUCCGUUAUCAAGACCUGCAUCUCCUAGCACAAGUCAUGCAGAUAUCAGUAUGGUCAGAUCCUCUUGUGUGGGGAGCAUGGUAACACCUGCUGCAAAUACUCCAACACCGCAAGUUACACCAGGUGGCUCUCCACGUCCCUUUAUUGCAGAUGACCUUCGUAGUAGAUUGGCACACAUCUCAAGUGGAAAAGGAUCUUGGAAAACAAAGGCACCAUUUCAGAAACAAAUGUCAAUAACAUCAUUAAACUCAUCAGGAGCUAAUUCAACUAAAUUCAGUGAAGGCAGCAAGUCUGUCCCUUCCACACCAUACAAAAAGACAGAUCCAUUUGAGUUUCCACCAGUUAACAACAGCACACCUGCUAGAAGGCUUAAAAUAGCAGAGAAAGAAGUGAUUCAAAAAGGUAAUGACUGCCAACAACUUGAGAACCCCUCACAAAAGGAUGAAUCUUUUGAAGAGAUCAAACUUUCGGAACCGCAGACAAGCAUUAAGUUACUUGUGGAGAGUCAACCAUCAGCUGAACCAGUAUCCAUUAACACGUUACAAGUAGUCAUCAAACAACUGUCACCAGAUGAUGGCACCAGCUUAGAUGAUGAUGGCAUCAACAAAGAAUUGUCUUUAAUUGUGAACAGUGAAGACGAAAGUCCUCAGGUUGAAUGUAUGUCAUCCGCAUCUUUUCCAAUGGCAUUCUCUUUUGAUAGGUUAGAACGUACUGCUAGGAUGCAUUUUAGCAGCGAAAGUGAGGCAACAGUUUUUCCAUUUCAAAGCCAUCACAGUAGAACACGUAACGAAACUUAUCCACCAUUGUGGAGAUGUGGUGAUUCUGGAAUGCCCAUUUUAGAGAUGAAAACCUCUAUUAGUGACAAUGAUAACAAGAAUGGUAAAUGGAAAAACUUUAGUGCAAUUAAAUACUCUGAUGAUAUUGAAACAGACGGCAUCCAAAAUGUAAUUGAUAAUCAAAGAGCUGAUUUUGAAAGAACUGAUAGUAAUGAAGGUAAUAAUGACAUUCAAACAAAAGAUGUCAUCAACAGUGUUGAUGGAUCCAGAAGAGUUGAUGCUAGUAGAGAUCCAGAUGAUCUAGAGACCGACUCUAAAGAAAGCAAACUUGAUAGUGAAUACACUGCUAAAUCUUUCGAUGUUAAACAAAUUCUAGAAGGGAAUAAACCGUCGGUUCCAGUGUCACAACGUUUCACUCCUAUCAAAGACCGCUCUGUUGACAGCUUAGAAUCACCAGCAAAUACACGAAGUGCUCGGAGCUCAACCUCUGACUACCCAAGUGUGUCUGGUUACCACAGUGGCACUACCACUGCUGAUUUGAGGUCUCCAAAUAAUAAUCCCUACCUACAUCUAUUUCCCAACAUGGUCAGUCCGAUGGUAAACCAGUACCAGAAGCAGAGCUCCUCUGUAAACUCAACUCCAGCAAGUGACUUCCAAAGAAGUAUGGAUGGCUUCCAAACACCCAAUGACAUGUCUGGUAGGAUAUCUUGGCAGUCACCACUGUCACCACCAGAACUACUGGAUCUUUAUAUUGAACUUGGUGAUAAUGUCCAUUCAAAGGAACUAAGUCGAAUUCCUCUAACAAGUCGGAACAACAUCAGAUGGACUCAUUUUGGAGGACAUCCACCUGCUGAUGAGAUUGAACUACUAAAGGGUCAAGUGUUCUUACUACACACACAGUUACAAUUUGAAAGAAACCAACGUGAGCAGCAUGAGCAGAGAAACAGACGCCUACUGAGAAAAACACACAAAGCCAAAGCAUUUGAGGAGCAAAACAGUGCAUUGCAGAUGCAGCUGAAACAGUGUCAACGUGAGAAGCAGGAGUUGGUAUGUGGCUGCACACAAAUAAGGAAGGAGAGAGAUGAACUGAGUGCUAUGUGUGAAGCGAUGAGAAAAGACUUGGGCUUAGAAAGAGGGAAAAACACUCUGAUGAUUAGAGAGUUGCAAGAAGCGAAAGAAGAACUUCAAAAACUACUUGUCGAACACAAACAGGAAGUUGAGAAAAUGAAAAAGGAUUGGAAGGUUGCUGAAAAUCGUGUUUGUGUUUUAGAAACUGAAAAGGAGAAUUUGAUGGUGGAAUUAGCUGUUAAGAAACAUUUAGAGAGUGAGGUAAAUUUUUUGAAUCGUCAGUUGUUAUUGAUGGGUGAGGUAAACAUGAAAGAUCUGCACAGGAUGGAGGAUCAGCAAUUGGCGCAGAAGGGCAAGGAAGAACUGCAGAUGUUCAAGAAAGCAUCCAAGAGGGAGCUACAUCACUUGAUGGAUGUGUGCAAGCAAAAGAGUAUACAAUUAGAGGCUGCCAGGGCCAAGAUAGUGGAAUUAGAGCAGGCUAAAGAACAAAAGGAAUUGUCCAUCAUGGAACAGAAGCGUUACUUAGAGAGUGUUAAGAGUUUGUCAAAAGCUAAGAUGACGGCCAUGGAGACCAGGGUCAAAUCAUUUAAGAAAAUUAUUCAACGACAGGAAGCAUGGUUUUUCAGACUCCAGACACAGAUUUAUGAACUUCAAGGAGAUCAAGAGUCUAGUUUCAGCAACAAGGCAUCAAAAAGUUUGAGAAGGCAGAGUAGCACAUCUCGAACAAGUAUCUUAACUAGCCAUUCUGGAUCCAGUACUCCAGAGGUCAUUACACAAGAACGAUUAAAACAUGUUCCUAACAGCGAGGAAGCAAUGGAUGAUGCCAUGUAUUCAUGGGCAGAGUCACAGAGUACAAGCUCAGAGAGAUCAACAUCAAGGAAAUACUCUUUAAAAGAGGAAACAACUUUAAAUAUUGACUUUGAAAUAAGAAAACCGUCAUUGAAUGAACUCAGAAUGGAAAUUCCUUCUCUUAAGGAUCCGGUGAAAACAGAGAAUCUAUCACACAGUGUCAUGUCCAGUCCACCAAUCAGCUUUAGCGAGACAUCCCCAUUCAGACGAGUUGAACCUAGAACAAAGUCGCAAAAAAAAUUAAACAUUCAUAAAUCUAACAGCCUGCCACGGACAUUUAAAGAAACGGCUUCAAAAAAGAAAGCAGACAGCGAGAAAUGCAAACCCAGCGCCACAAGUAAUCAACAAAAUAUACAGGAAAGCAGUAAUAGCUAUGACAACCUAAUGCCUGACAUCACAAGCGAUGGCACAAAUGUGGCAAACUCCGGUAGUAGUUAAUUUGAUAAUGGUCUGUCAUCAAAAUAAGUAUUGUUUUCCUUGGUGUAUUGGUCAGUGAGUCACUACCAAUCUCAACACUUUGAUGUAUUGUUAGAGUAGCAGGGUUCUCUCUGUUCCUGGUAAGCAGAGAAAGAAGAAAUGCUGGCAAAUGUUUAAAAAAAAAUACAACUGCCAAUCAAGAUGCCAGUAUUUGAUAAUUGUGAAGCCAAUUAAUGUAUUCAGAGAAUGCUUAAACAAUUAUUUUGUGUUUUUUUAAGUAACUUAUAAAUCUAUUUAAUCAUAAAUACUUCUUUGUUACAACUUUCAUUGUACUGCCAAUCGAAAAUUGAUGCUGCUUUUAAGUACAUCCUCAUCGUUAAGCAAUGUUAACUUUGAAUUAGAUGGAAAGAUGGAAACUAAAUUUAUAGAAAAUGAAAUAAAUUAUAAUUACAAUAAUGCUAUAAAUUAUAUUGAUGUUUGUAGAUUUACAAUAUACCAAUUACAUAUGUUAUUGGUGACAUAAUUUGGAUCAUGCAGUAAUUGAAUCAUACAUAGCAGUUUGGAAGGUUUCCAGAAAAUUUGUUUGGCCUUGUAAAGCAUCCAUGUAGUGAGAUGCUAACAUGCUCGAUAUAGAACACAACUGAUAUUUUUUUUUUUUGGAUUGUGUUGAUUGAUUGAUAAUGAAAUAGUAUUGAUUUGAGGAAGGUAUCAUGAGGAUGUUAUCAUUUUAAAAAGAUGGUGCUACUAGUAGGAGGUGCAACUGUACAUAUAGGUGUAUGGAUAUAUUGUUUAUUAUGAGAGAAAUGUAGUUGAGAUGAUGAUGAUGUUGUGGGAAGUUUAUCGAAGAGUUGUCUACAUAAAUUGAUGAAAAAGGUGCAAUUAGUGAAGUUUGUUGUAUCGGUUAAUGGCAUUACUAUUCUGGCGAUUGUGCAUUGUUGUAGUGGUGAUAUUAAUAAUGUCUGUUAAGAUUCACUUAUAAUACCCUAUCAGAACUCCCACAAAUCAUGUGCAUGUUACAGUGCUACAUUAAUGGUGUGUACAACAUGUAUGUUAUGCUAUGCAUUGAAGGUUCUAAUUUGGGCCUUGCAUAUGACAUUCUUUCCGUAUAUUAAUGGUUUAAUCACUCUUUCCUUGUUUAAACAGAAUAAAAGGUUGUACAAAAUAUUA